Messenger RNA from Leucoraja erinaceus (little skate), 2457 nucleotides. It is a transcript of the gene osr1, whose product is annotated as odd-skipped related transcription factor 1. The record is from RefSeq and is a predicted model, not a curated record. Gene Ontology annotation, cellular component: nucleus. Gene Ontology annotation, molecular function: DNA-binding transcription factor activity, RNA polymerase II-specific; RNA polymerase II transcription regulatory region sequence-specific DNA binding. The transcript has 3 exons. Gene Ontology annotation, biological process: urogenital system development; regulation of transcription by RNA polymerase II; embryo development. NCBI's taxonomy places the organism in Eukaryota, Metazoa, Chordata, Chondrichthyes, Rajiformes, Rajidae. Bases 597 to 1376 code for a protein of 259 amino acids.
UCAGAUCUCGUAGGUCAGGUUGGUCCUGCAAUAUCAAGGCUUUUUUUCAGCGUCGCUGGAAUAUACAUGCUCAUCGCCCGUGCUCGUUUGCUCUUUCAAACCCUUUUGGCUUUGUUUAACGGAGUCCACUUUGGAACACAAUCCACGUUUUAUUUUAUUUCUCUGUGGUUUCCGUGACAAACAGUGCUCUCAGCAAGAAGGGUAAUAAAAAUACAAUAUAAAAGUUCACUUUACACUAAGGUAAAUAUAUUCUGAAACCAUAUAUGUGGUUUCAGUGGGACUUACACUUCCGAAUGUAUUUGUUGUCGCGGGAGAUAUGAGAUAGUACUCUCUCUAUUGCCCCCCAGAGACCGUACACCAACUCUAUUAAAAUGCAGGCCAAUACACAAUGUUCCCCGCUGUCUGCGAUGCCAGUUGACUUUAAGAGGAGAUAAGUAGGACACGUUUCAGUUGCUUCGGAAAGACUUUUGUACUAAACUGUAAAAUUCAGUUUGGACAUUUUGCAAAGGCAAAUUGGGACACAAGAGAUUGGACUACUUCACGGUUUCAGCAAGUUGGCACGGUUUCCUGCAACUAGCGCUCUAUCUGCGGGCACCAUGGGCAGUAAGACUAUUCCGGCUCCCGUACCCAUUCACCCAUCUCUACAACUAGCGAACUACGCCUUUCUUCAGGCUUCCAAUGGCGUCCCCACGCCAUCAGAGCAGUUGCACAACCUCUACGGCUUCAGCACCCUGCACACCGUCCACCUCCACCAGUGGACCCUGGGCUACCCUCCGAUGCCUUUGCCCCGGUCGUCCUUCUCCAAAGUACCAGCUGUCUCGGCUCUGGUAGACACUCGGUUCCAGUUGCCCACCAUCCCGAUCUUCCCCCACGUCUUCCAACCCAAGCAGGAAUCAAGCACUAUUCCGAACAAGGCAAGGCCCAGGUUCGACUUCGCCAAUUUGGCCAUCGCGGCAACCCAAGAGGAUCACCCUAAGCUCGGACAACUAGAUGAACAAUGUUCUCCCUCGGCCAUUGGGUCCCUGCUGGAUGUCACCAAGCUAUCGCCGGAGAGGAAGCCCACCAGGGGCAGAUUGCCGUCCAAAACCAAAAAAGAAUUUGUCUGCAAAUUUUGUGGCAGGCAUUUUACAAAAUCUUAUAAUCUCUUGAUUCAUGAAAGGACCCACACCGACGAACGGCCCUACACGUGUGACAUUUGUCACAAGGCGUUCAGGAGACAGGAUCACCUCCGCGACCACAGGUACAUUCAUUCCAAGGAAAAACCCUUCAAAUGUCAAGAAUGCGGCAAAGGAUUUUGCCAGUCCAGAACAUUAGCCGUUCACAAAACACUGCAUGUGCAGGUAAAAGAGCUCAAAACCGCAAAAAUAAAGUGCUGAGCACGCCUGCAAACAGGACUUACUGAGUGGAACUUUGAUGAACGCCUAUAACGUGGACAUAUCUGUCAAAUUUAGAAGCAGCAUAGACUAUAUCCAUUCUACCGCCGUUCUUUUCUGUUAUUUUAAUUCCAUUUGGAACAGGUUAUCUGUAUCUGUGGGAUACCACUCUCAGACGAUCCGUAUCGUUUUCGAAGGGAGAGCAAAAACCUUUUUGUUUCCCUCCUGUGGCACAAGGGCUGUUGACGACCUCCAUCGUGAACUUGGAGUCUGGAAGUUGCUGCAUUGCCUUCUGUGUUUAACAUGAAUGAAUCUCCGCGCAUACGCCCGACCUGUGGCGAAAGUGUGACCUAAGAAGCAAUCUGAAAUAUCCACACUGACCUAACCAUGCAAACUCAAAGGCUUUGCGGAGAAACGUUGACCCGAGGCACCAUCCAUUACCUCACGUACAUCCCCAGAGACAAGCCAGAGAUCCCGGAGUGUGGGCAGUCGUUGUUUUUGAGUUAAAUCCGUCGAAAUUUAGGGCAAAGAAUGGAAUAAAUGUUCAGAUUUCGGCUGGAGGUCAAACAGAAUACAAAGCAGCGGUGAACGGGUAAAGAUGUGGAGACUCAGUGCUGUUUGAAUGUAUGAGAAACAUCUGACAAUGGGCUGGGGUAAGGCAGAGAUACCCGUGUAACGUAGUAAGGAGAGCCGAGCCACAUAUCUAUCACCGCAAACAACAACAAAAAACAAUGCAGCGAAGGGGUCGAAAUGUGUACCGCAGGGGGUCGUUAGCUCGUCAUCUGCGUUGCUUGAAUCGGAACAGCGAAACAGCGAAACACUGAGCUGUGUAGCGGGAGCGCGGGUGUUGGAAACAGGGCAGAUGGUUGAUAAAAACAACAGGGGGGAAAAUGAAGCGAAAGAACAUAAAAUCUCCCAAGUUAAGAACAUUCUAACUACAUUCCAUUCUCCGUGUUUUUUCUAAACACAAAUGGUUCUUUGUAAAUGUUUUUGGCACUUUACGCUGUUUUUUUUUUUUUUACUAUUUUCAUGUAUCACUGGAUUUCUAAUCUUUUUAAACGAAUAAAUUGCCAUUUCCUAGGCA